CGAGUUUGUUUUCGGAUCCGGAAGGAUCUCCACCGGUCAUGGAUUACUCUACGGCUACGACGACGGCGGGGAACGGUUACAGUUCGCCGCGUGACUCUUCAUUCCCUUCGAGUUUCACUAAGUUCAACUCCGCUUUAACGGCGGGUCUUUUAAACCCGAUGUCUCCUCCGCCGCCUCCGGCGAUGCUCGACAAGACACGAUCAAGUCCGACGCUGUUCGAAAUGAUGGCUAGUGAAGCUGAUACCAUUGGGAAAGUUCCGGUUCAGAUCCAUAACGGCGUGCUUCCAUCUCCGUCGUCGUCUUCAUCGUCUUCCUCGGCGGCGGCUACGGCUGCGAGAACGACGAAUGUGACUCAUCUCGUCAUUUCAGCUCAGGAUAAGCAAGCGCUUGCGAUGCAACGGAUUUCGGAUCUUCUAGUGAUUCGGAGCCCCGGGAAUCAGUUCAACGAUCCGAAUUCGAGUGAUGUGAAGUUGACUCUGAGCUCUAAGGAUGGGAUUAGUAUCACUAUGUGUGUGCAUAGGCAGAUUCUUGUAGCUCACAGUAGGUUUUUCGCUAUGAAAUUAUCGGAUCGGUGGUCUAAGCAGCAGUUGCCGCCGUCAUCUUCUCCAUACAUUGUUGAGAUCUCAGAUUGUGAUGACGUUGAGGUGUAUAUUGAGACGUUGAUGCUGAUGUAUUGUAGAGAUCUAAGGAAGAAGAUGAUGAGACAAGAUGUUUCUAGGGUUCUUGGUAUUUUGAAGGUUUCAGCAGCAAUUGGGUUUGAUGCUGGAGUACUUUCAUGUCUGGAGUACUUGGAAGCAGCACCAUGGUCAGAAGAUGAAGAAUACAGGAUUGCUUCUUUGUUGUCUGAGCUACACCUUGAAAACGUUGGGGCGACGGAGGUUUUGAGAAGGGUUUCUGUGGAAGCUAGUAAUGGGAGUAACGGUGGGAGCAACGAUGAGGUGCUUUUGAAUCUUUUGCAUAUUGUUCUUGAGGGAAAAGAUGAGAAAGCGAGGCGUGACAUGAAAACCCUUGUUUCCAAAAUGCUUAGAGAGAACUCGUCUGGAAAUGAUCUUAGGAAAGAGUCGUUGUACUUGGCUUGUGAUGGGUGUUUGCAUAAGCUUAAGCGGCAUUUUCUGCAAGCAGCAGAGUCGGAUUUGGAGAAUGUAGAUCAGAUAGCAAGACAAGCAGAUAAUCUGCAUUGGAUUUUGGAUAUUUUGAUAGAUAGACAAAUCGCAGAGGAUUUUAUUGUGAUGUGGGCUUCUCUCUCUGAGCUAUCCGAGGUGCAUUCUAAGGUCCCUGUUGUUCACAGGUUUGAAAUUAGUAGAGUAACAGCAAGAAUCUUUGUUGGAAUUGGAAAGGGACAAAUUCUCACACCGAAAGAAGUGAGGUGUUUGCUACUGAGGAAUUGGUUGACACCUUUCUAUGAUGAUUUUGGGUGGAUGAGGAGAGCUUCAAAAGGGCUUGAUCGGUAUUUAAUCGAGGACGGUUUAAGCAAUACCAUUCUGACUCUUCCUCUUGCUUGGCAACAAGAGUUUUUCCUAGCUUGGUUUGAUCGGUUCUUGAACUCUAAUGAAGACUGUCCUAAUAUCCAGAGAGGGUUCGAAGUUUGGUGGAGACGGGCGUUUUGGAGACGGAAAGAACAGAGUCAAGAGCCUGCUCGGCUAAGAGUCACAGCUUCAGCCACUGAUAACUCCUAAGAGAUCUCUCAGGUCUGUUUAACCUUGUGUUUAUUCCCCAGCCACCUUUGCGCUGUUUCUUGAGGAUCACACAAUGAGAAGAAUAUGAAUCUUAAUCCAAAAGAGAAGGCAAUGAUGAAUGGAGGUGUGUAAGAUUUAUCGGAUUUUAAUACCUCGACCGCUGUUAGAAUUAGUUUGAUACAAGUUUUGCAUGAACUUGAUCGUUUGGAAGUAGUUUUCAUUUUGAUGAGUCGGAGCUCGUUUUUGUACAUCUGUCUUAAUUUUACUGAAUCUCCAAUGUGUCUGAGAAGAAGGAACUUUCUAGUUAAACACGUCUCUAUGCUCUCUACUUGUGGUACGGUUUUGAUUCUGAUUCUAAUCUUGGUCAGUUUAGCACACAAUAUAUUAGGGAAGGCUUAAACGUAGCAUACAUCAUCGGAGAUGAAGGUUGUUUGAGAACAUUGGAUUUUGGGGAAUCUCUACACUCACGAUGUAAAAUUGUGUGUUCUAGUCUUCGGUUCUAUGCAAAUCGUCGUGCAAACCAGAUUAUGAAUAAUAAAGAAAAAGAUUCUAA
Molecule: messenger RNA, 2229 nt
Organism: Arabidopsis arenosa
Lineage: Eukaryota; Viridiplantae; Streptophyta; Magnoliopsida; Brassicales; Brassicaceae
Source: the annotation of a GenBank genome assembly